AUGUGUUUCGGUAGUUCAGUAUCAAAUUCGCCGUUGAAAUCUAGAAUCUUGGUGGUUCUGGUGAAUGCUGCAAACUGGGACAGUAACGGUCAAUUUGAAACGGUGCUUAGCGAAAUCUUGAAUGAAGACAUCCGGGAAAGUGAAAUACAUUGGUUCCGUAACAGUCCUCCAACUUGCCUGCCUAGAAAUCUUUCGCCAUCUGCUGCCUCCCUUUCGCGUAUAAUUUUGUAUUAUGGUUACGGAAGAAAUAUGGAUCACUUGAUCGCGUAUUGUGCCAACUUUUCUUCUUCAAAGCCAAACCGAGUUUUUGUUAUCGUGGAAUUAGAGCAGAGUGAUGUACCACAUGAGACAGCGUUGGCAGCAACUCUGGCACUUUUAACUGAUUUGAGCAAGCUGUUAUUGAAAGGCAGUGAUGUGAAUGAUUCGACUGGUGUUUUAGGGGGUUUUUUCGUUGUAGUGUUGAUAUCGACAAGUAAUGUUUUUAAUUUCGCUUUGAUUGCAUCUCUCUAUACUGACUGUAUUGUACGGCAACUUUUAGACGGUACUUUUGAGAGCUUGCCUAGCAACUGUUGA
Molecule: messenger RNA, 573 nt
Organism: Enterobius vermicularis (human pinworm)
Lineage: Eukaryota; Metazoa; Nematoda; Chromadorea; Rhabditida; Oxyuridae
Source: the annotation of a GenBank genome assembly